Messenger RNA from Medioppia subpectinata, 507 nucleotides. The record is from the annotation of a GenBank genome assembly. Lineage: Eukaryota; Metazoa; Arthropoda; Arachnida; Sarcoptiformes; Oppiidae.
AUGUGCCGUCUCAGUUACGGCGCUCUUACCUGCGAAUCGUGUCGAGUAUUCUUUGGUAGAAAUGUCAACAGAAUUCAAGGAUUUUUUCAUACAAACGAAGAAAGGGAACAAAUGGUUAAAUAUAGUGAUCAAAACCAAACGAUAAACAAUGAAAUCACUACUAUUUCCAAGACAUCGACUCCCAGUGGCAUCAAUUGGGUGUUAGAUAUGAUAUCCGACCCGGUCGUGAGGCCAACAUCUGAAGCCAAUACAAUACCCGAAAUCAUACGAGAUUCGAAAUCAGCUGUUAAGAUGGACCUAGAUGUUUUAAAGUUGGGCAAAUUAAGCAUUUAUGAUGGUCAAAGAAACUUUAUGUUUAAACUUAACCAAGAGUACAAUCACGACACGAAUCUCAUGGAUUUGUUAACAGUCAUUGUUUUAUUUAAUCCCAAUCGGCCUGAUUUGAGACACCGAGAUAUAAUUAAUUUGCAAAGACAAACGUAUAUUUAUUUACUUCAACGUAUAUAA